AUGUCUGCCAACCUGGACAAGUCUCUGGACGACCUCGUCGGCAACCGUCGCCAGAGCGCCCGCCGCCGCGGAAACCGCCGCGUCGCCAACAAGCCCUCCACUGUUGGAGGCGUGAAGAAGUCGGCCAAGCCCACCAAGGCUGCCGCAAAUGCAGUCCACCCUGCCUCUGCUGCAGCGACUGCUUCUAGCAAGAUCAUCGUGAGCGGGCUGCCUGCCGAUGUGUCUGAGGCCAAUAUCAAGGAAUACUUCACCAAGUCUGCAGGCCCUGUCAAGAAGGUGAUGCUCACCUACAACCAGAAUGGCACCAGCCGUGGCAUUGCAUCAAUCAUCUUCGGCAAGGCCGACACUGCUGCCAAGGCCGCCAAGGACCUGAAUGGCCUCCUUGUCGAUGGCCGUCCCAUGAAGAAGUCUCAGCCCAAGCCCGCCACUGCCGCCAAGCCUGCCAACGCCAACCGUGGUCGUGGUCGCCCCGCCGCCCGUGGCCGUCGUGGCCGCAACCCUGGCCGUGGCAAGCCCAAGACCGUUGAGGAGCUCGACGCCGAGAUGGUUGACUACUUCUCCAACGAGAAUGCACCCGCCGACGGCAACGCCCCCAACGGAACCGCACAGCAGGCCAAUGGCGGAGAGGACCUCGGCAUGGCCGAGAUUUCGGUAAGUUUUGUUGAUGCAUUGUCAACUUCAAUCCCAGUACUGACACUCGACUAG
This is a messenger RNA of Penicillium alfredii, 705 nucleotides long. Its product is annotated as putative RNA annealing protein Yra1. The record is from RefSeq and is a predicted model, not a curated record. The transcript has 4 exons. Gene Ontology annotation, cellular component: nucleus. Gene Ontology annotation, molecular function: mRNA binding. NCBI's taxonomy places the organism in Eukaryota, Fungi, Ascomycota, Eurotiomycetes, Eurotiales, Aspergillaceae. The coding region runs from base 1 to 705 and encodes 234 amino acids. Gene Ontology annotation, biological process: mRNA export from nucleus.